UUUUAGUAGACACCAGAAAGGUGUUUAGUUCUUACUUGUUUAACAUUGAGUUACUAUUGAAACGUGGCGAGAGUCAGUAUGCUGCUAAGCGCAGUGGUUAUUUGUUAUUGUAUGAUAGCUGCAAAUGCAGAACCUCUGAAACCGCCUCUGAACAGCUACUCUUUUACUAGCGGUAUCAAUGGGUACGAUUACAAUGGGUACAGUAACGCCGCUGCUAGUAAUGGAUACUUGGGAUCUAAGGAUAGCUAUCGAAACGAUGGAAGCUUUUACGGUGCUUUUACUGGAGACAUCAAUCACAAAUUACCCAACCAUGUCGGCGCUCACUCGUUAAUUAACAUCGGUAAUCAGGGACAUCAAAGUAGUAUCGGAGGAAAUGACGUAGGAAACAGUUAUAACGGAUAUUCCGCGAACGAUCAAGGAAAUGAAUAUGCAGGAUAUUCCAAUACUUAUGAGAAUUCUGCAAGUGAACCUUAUACUAAACCUACUUAUCCAACGUCUUCACCACUCAGAGGACAUAUUGACGCUAAUAAUAACGGAGAAUCGAUUUUUAAUGCGUACGCAAGCGAUUCGACUCACAAAGACUCUGAUUUUGGUCAAUACACAGCUAGUAGUAGCAGCAGCAGCAGCGAUAGCAGCAGCAGCAGCAGCAGCAGCAGCAAUAGCAAUAAAAGAAUACCCGCUUAUUCCGGAUACUCCAGGCCAACCCGGAUAUCAGACAACUAUCCUGAAAGUUCUACUGAUAACGGCAUACAGGGAUAUCUCGAUUCGUCUGGCUCUUCAAGCUAUUCCGAAAGUGAUCACAUCUACUCGCCUUAUUCGCCAGGCGGUCUAACUAGCGAGCACUCGUUUGGAAAGCAGAAAAACGACCCGUUGAACUUGAAAGGAGGCAACAAGCACAGCGGCGGCAUUUACUUGAUUCCAUCCGGGACGCGUUACACGCGGGGAAAUCCUGGGCACGUGAGCUUCAAUCGCGACGUACCGUCGUUCAUAUCAGGAGAUUCCGGGUUGAGCAGUCACUUUUCCCAGCCACACGGUAUCUAUUCUUCGGGAAAAUUGAAUAAAUACGGCUACAAAUUAUCUCGUUACACUCCGAAUAGCAGCGCAACUUACGUGCCGAGAGAACGCGAUGGCUAUUACACGCCUUAUAGUAAGGGUAGUGGGAAAGUUAUUAUAAUUAAGAACAAUAAACCGAAUUACGCCGGUCGUGUUUACUCCGAGGACCCGAUUUACGCUGGCAGCAACGGUGGUUACAGGAGUAAGAGUUUUGCAAAUGGUUUCUCUGCUUCAUCGAAUUUUGAUGGAUACACUGGCAGUAGUAAUUUAUACAAUGACGGUCCCACUGUACCCAGACGAUACAGGAUGGUCAGUCCUGUAUUUGUGCAAAAAAAGUCUGCAACGUAUAUUUAACAAUAUCCUUAAUUAACUUUUGAUUUAAGAUCAUAUUUAGAAAAUACAA
This is a messenger RNA of Trachymyrmex cornetzi, 1456 nucleotides long. RefSeq lists its product as uncharacterized. The transcript has 3 exons. The record is from RefSeq and is a predicted model, not a curated record. Bases 79 to 1407 code for a protein of 442 amino acids. Lineage: Eukaryota; Metazoa; Arthropoda; Insecta; Hymenoptera; Formicidae.